Suricata suricatta (meerkat) is the source of this 2058-nucleotide messenger RNA. It is a transcript of the gene NPEPL1, whose product is annotated as aminopeptidase like 1. Gene Ontology annotation, biological process: proteolysis. The transcript is spliced from 12 exons. Gene Ontology annotation, molecular function: metalloaminopeptidase activity; manganese ion binding. The coding region runs from base 1 to 1533 and encodes 510 amino acids. Lineage: Eukaryota; Metazoa; Chordata; Mammalia; Carnivora; Herpestidae. Gene Ontology annotation, cellular component: cytoplasm. The record is from RefSeq and is a predicted model, not a curated record.
AUGCUGGAGGUCACGGCCGCCAGGCGUCGCAAGCGCCCGCAUGCAGGACUCCCGGCAUGCGGACUGUUUGAAGUCUGGUGUCUGUCUCUUGCCUCUCCCCUUCUGAUCCAGCUCUGGCAGGCCGCGCUAAGCACGCUCAACCCCAACCCCACGGACAGCUGUCCCCUCUACCUGAACUAUGCCACCGUGGCCGCCCUGCCGUCCAGGGUGAGCCGGCACAACAGCCCUUCCGCUGCCCACUUCGUCACCCGACUCGUGCGGACCUGCCUGCCGCCCGGGACCCAUCGGUGCAUCCUGAUGGUGUGCGAGCGGGCAGACGCCUUCGCCUCCGCCUGCGCCCUGGCCCGGGCCUUCCCCCUCUUCACCCACCGCUCGGGGGCUUCUCGACGCGCAGAGAAGAAGACGGUUACGGUGGAGUUUUUCCUGGUGGGACAAGACAACGGGCCUGUGGAGGUGUCCACAUUGCAAUGCUUAACAAACGCCACGGACGGCGUGCGGCUGGCUGCCCGUAUCGUGGACACGCCGUGCAACGAGAUGAACACAGACACGUUCCUCGAGGAGAUUAAGAAAGUUGGAAAAGACCUGGGGAUCACCCCCACUGUCAUCCGGGACGAGGAGCUGAAGACCAGAGGGUUUGGAGGAAUCUACGGUGUUGGCAAAGCCGCCUUGCACCCCCCUGCACUGGCCGUCCUCAGCCACACCCCAGAAGGAGCCACCCAGACCAUCGCAUGGGUGGGCAAAGGGAUUGUCUACGACACCGGGGGUCUGAGCAUCAAAGGGAAGACCACCAUGCCGGGGAUGAAGAGAGACUGCGGGGGCGCCGCGGCCGUGCUGGGGGCCUUCGGAGCCGCCGUCAAGCAGGGCUUCAAAGACAAUCUGCACGCUGUGUUCUGCUUGGCCGAGAACUCGGUGGGUCCCAACGCCACGAGGCCGGACGACAUCCACCUGCUGUACUCAGGAAAGACUGUGGAAAUCAACAACACCGACGCCGAGGGCAGGCUGGUGCUGGCCGACGGGGUGUCCUAUGCCUGUAAGGACCUGGGUGCGGACAUCAUCCUGGACAUAGCCACGCUGACUGGAGCACAGGGCAUCGCCACCGGCAAGUACCAUGCUGCAGUGCUCACCAACAACGCGGAGUGGGAGGCGGCCUGCGUGAAGGCUGGGGCGCGGUGCGGGGACCUGGUGCACCCGCUGGUCUACUGCCCGGAGCUGCACUUCAGCGAGUUCACCUCGGCCGUGGCUGACAUGAAGAAUUCGGUGGCGGACCGGGACAACAGCCCCAGCUCCUGUGCUGGCCUCUUCAUCGCCUCGCACAUUGGCUUUGACUGGCCUGGGGUGUGGGUCCACCUGGACAUCGCCGCACCUGUGCACGCUGGUGAGCGUGCCACAGGCUUCGGCGUGGCCCUCCUGCUGGCUCUCUUCGGCCGGGCCUCUGAGGACCCUCUGCUGAACCUGGUGUCCCCACUUGGUUGUGACACGGAUGCCCCGGAGGUGGAUGCAGAGAGGGACUCCAAGAGGCGCAGGCUCGUGUGAGGCCGGCCACUCCCCGGGCCCCUCACGACACAAGGCUUUUUACCUCACUUUGCACUGAUUAAUUGUAAGCAAUUGGAAGAUUAUACCUUACUACAGGCUUUGGUUUGUUUUAUUUUUAGUUGUCAUGGUGAUAGAAGCAGCUCCUUCUAAGACAGCUCAGGGUCUGGAGGAUGGCCCCGGGUCAGGGGAGCACUGGGCUCCCAGCCAGCUUCCGCACACGCUGCUCCCUGCGGGGGCCUCCCCACAACCUUGAGGUUCCACGAGGCCUUCAGGCCUCCUGCCCCUGCUCUGUGCACGCAGUGCGUGCUGGUGGCCUCAUUGUUGGCCCCAGGCCCCACACGUGGUAUCCGCAUCAUGGAGAGGCCAGGCCGUGCUCCAGCCCAGGCAGCCACUCCACCUCCGAGCAGCCCACCCCUUGGAAAAGACGGAAGUGACUUGUUUUCAGGACCCAAUUUUAUGGAGCAAGGAGUCUCUGCGUCUCUAGGAUUUCUUGGAGGUUGAAGUAAAUCUGGCCGAAUCACAUUA